This is a messenger RNA of Amaranthus tricolor (Joseph's coat), 1487 nucleotides long. RefSeq lists its product as uncharacterized. Lineage: Eukaryota; Viridiplantae; Streptophyta; Magnoliopsida; Caryophyllales; Amaranthaceae. The transcript is spliced from 4 exons. The record is from RefSeq and is a predicted model, not a curated record. Bases 1 to 1029 code for a protein of 342 amino acids.
AUGCGCGUUCCUUUCUCUGAUUUCUCUUCAAGCUUUCUCUCCCUUCUUUCUGUUUCCUUUUGCUCUGCUACUCUCCUUCAAAUUCAAUCAGGUAUUCAUCAUCUUCUGUUUCCUUUUGCUCUGCUACUGUCCUUCAGAUUCAAUCAGUUAUGGCGCGUCUUCAACAAUCGCCUAAGGACUUUAUUGUUUUUUUGGUUUGCUAUGAAGCGAAGAAAAAUUAGAAGAGUAAUGAUGCUGAUUUUGAUUAGGAUAAUCCUCAUUUUUAGAAGAAGACUAAGAAUUAGGAUGUCUAAGCAACCUAGUCUGCAUAAUCCUAUCCAUAGAUUAGCACAUUUAGAUGGAAUGAUAGUGGAGAGUGAUAUUGCUUGCAUUGAGCAACUUAGGAUGGAUCGUCGCACGUUUAAUAUCUUCAUUUCAUUGGUUCGUGAAGUUGGAGGGUUAAGGGAUACUAAGAACAUGGUAGUGGAAGAAAUGGUUGCUAUAUUUUUGCAUCUACUUGCAUUUGAGGAGAAGAAUAGGAAAAUAAAAUUCGAUUUUCAACGGUCAGGAGAAACUAUAAGCAGACAUUUUAAUAAUGCGUUAAAAGCUGUGUUAAAACUUUUGAGUUUGCUCCUCAAGAAACCUGAACCGAUUCCCGAGAAUAGCACAGAUGAAAGAUGGAAAUGGUUCAAGAAUUGUAUAGGUGCUAUUGAUGGAACUUUGAUUGAUGUAAAUGUGCCUGCGAUAGAUAAAUCACGUCAUAGGUUAAGAAAAAAUACCAUCUCAACAAAUGUUUUAGGAGCUUGUGCACCGAAUAUACAAUUUAUAUAUGUUUUGGCGGGUUGGGAAGGUUCAGCUGCCAAUGGAAGAGUACUUCGAAGUGCUUUAAAUAGAAAUAAUGGAUUAAAAGUGGCUAGAGGUAAUUAUUAUCUAGGGGAUGCAGGAUAUAAACAUUGUGAUGGAUUUCUUGUACCUUAUAGAAGAACAAUUUAUCAUGAAUGGAGAAGGGAUUGGAGCAAUCACGCUCUAAGGAAGAGUUGUUCAAUAUGAGGCAUGCUUCAGCUAGAAAUGUGAUUGAACGAGCUUUUGGUUUGUUGAAAGUACGGUGGGAAGUUCUUGCCAAAGGCACCAAGUACCCUCUCAGCACUCAAAUAGAUAUAAUAUUGGCUUGUGUGUAUAUUCAUAACCUUAUUCGCCAACAAAUGAGCGUUGAUCCAAUGGAAGCUAUUUUAGAUGCAUAUAUGGAAGAGGAAGGAGAGAAUGAUGAAAUUGAAGAUGAUGGAGACUACAUUCAAAAUUGUGACACAUCUGAAGAAUGGACUAACUUUAGAAACACAUUAGCUCAAGAUAUGUAUGAUGCAUUCUUGGCCAGGAGACAUUAGUAAUGGAUAGUUUCUUAUUUUAGUUGGUUUUUCAAUUUUUAGUCUUUUAGGACUAGCUUUUAUGUUGAACUACAAACAUAAGUUGUUUUUUGAUUGAUUAGUUAUAAAAUAUUCUUGUCUUACAAA